Bipolaris oryzae ATCC 44560 is the source of this 1548-nucleotide messenger RNA. Its product is annotated as Glucooligosaccharide oxidase. Lineage: Eukaryota; Fungi; Ascomycota; Dothideomycetes; Pleosporales; Pleosporaceae. Gene Ontology annotation, molecular function: FAD binding; oxidoreductase activity. The record is from RefSeq and is a predicted model, not a curated record. The transcript is spliced from 4 exons. The coding region runs from base 1 to 1548 and encodes 515 amino acids.
AUGCUUUCUCAUAUCAUCAUCACUACUCUCUCAGUUCUUAUCGCCCCCAUACUGGCAAUCGCUAACCCUCGAGAAAGCUACGCAGUAGAGUCGGUCCGAAAUCUCCAAGCUUGUCUUACCAGCAAACAUGUUGCAACAAGCUUGAAUUCCUCCUCCGACUGGGCCUCACUGAUUGAUCCAUAUAAUCUUCGUCUCCAGUACACUCCUUCUGCUGUCACACUACCGAAUAGUCCCCAGCAGGUCUCCGACUCUGUCUUGUGUGCUGUGUUAGCAGGUGUGAAAGUACAGGCGAGAUCUGGAGGACAUUCAUACGGCAGUUUCUCCCUCGGGGGACAAAAUGGCAGUCUGGUAGUCGAUUUACGGAAUUUCAACAACAUCUCUCUGGACAAAUCGACUGGCGUUGUGACAGUAGGUGGGGGUGUUCGACUUGGUAAUCUCGGACUAGGAAUAUACAACCAGGGCCAGCAAGCUCUUCCUCACGGAACUUACCCUGGUGUUGGAAUUGGGGGUCACUAUACUCACGGAGGGUUUGGGUACUCGUCUCGUCGUUGGGGUCUUGCACUUGACACUAUCGUAGCCAUGGACGUCGUUUUAGCCGAUGGCCGCUUUGUGCACGUCACGCCCGUCAGUCAUCCCGACCUGUACUACGCUCUGCGAGGAGCUGCAGACAGCAUAGGUAUCAUCACAACAUUCUAUCUUCAGACGAAGCCGGCACCAGCUCGAGUUGUCAGCUACUCGUCCAAUUUCUCAUCGGCCCUGAUGUCAGCGGACGCGGCAGCUGAUGUAGUUCUCAAGCUUCAAACCUUCGUCACCACCUCUCCAUAUAUCAACCGGAAUCUCACUCUUGAGAUUUACACUAGUGUUUUCGGCGAAUUCACUGUUCGUGGGUGGUACUUCGGGGAUAUGGCCUAUUUUUCGGAUACCGUGUUUCCAGCAAUGUUGAACGGAAUGCCAACCCCCAGCAAUACCACCAUCCAAGAGAAGGCUUGGCUGACGGCGCUGGAAGAUAUUGCUGAGGGUGAGCCACUUACUGAGCCACUGGACGGUUACAACAAUCACCAAACAUUCUACACCAAGUCUGUUGUGACAAGAGAAGCUCAGCCAUUAAGCAAGGAGGCCCUAACUAGCUACUUUCGAUACAUCACCGACAAGGGGCUGACUGCAACAUUUCCUUGGGAAACGUUUAUCUCGCUUUAUGGCGGCAAAGACAGCCAGAUCAACAUCCCUGCAGCCGCUUCCGCUGCAUACUCUCAUCGCGAUUCUCUCUGGGUUUUCCAAAAUGUCGGCUCCAGUGCGAAUCGCUUGCCACCAUUCUCCCCAGAAAUCACGACUUUUGUCAAUGGACUGAACACAGCGCUUACUGCCGCUCAGCCUGACGGCAAUUUUCUCGCCUAUCCGAAUUACCUUGACCCAGCGUUGACACCUGUGGAGGCAGCGAAUCUCUAUUAUGGGCGUACCACCUACCGCAAGCUUGUAAAAAUCAAGAGUGAAGUUGACCCAAAUCAUGUUUUCUGGAAUCCACAAGCUAUUGGAAACGCAGUUCUGUAA